AUGAAAACAAAACAACAAUCUCACAUGAUGUCAUUGUAUGUAAAUUUCAUUUUCACCUGGGCUAAUCUCAAAUAUUCUCUAGAAGAAAAGCAAGGAACACUAUGGAAUCAAAGCAAAAUAAGAAAGAAUAUUAUAGAUGGGGUUUCAGGCUUUGCGACUUCUGGUUCUGUAACAGCAAUAUUGGGAGCAAGUGGAUGUGGAAAAACUACAUUGCUGACUUUACUUUCAGGACAACGAAAGGGUCAUGGAACUCUGAGAAUUAAUGGUAGAAUAGUUAGUGCAAAAAUGCUACGUAAUAAUUCUACGUUUUUGCUACAAAAAGACUUAUUUAUAGAAACGUUGACAGUUCAGGAGCAUCUCACUUUUAUGGCAGCAAUGUGUUUACACAAACCAUAUCACGCACGCUCAAUAGAAGUUCAAACUCUUUUGAAAACUUUUAGUUUAGAGAAUAGUAAAUGCACUCAAAUUACAUUUUUGUCAACCGGGGAAAAGAGGAAAUUGUCGUUGGCGUCCAAUCUACUUCUAGAGCCGUAUAUUUUAUUCUGUGACGAGCCUACUACGGGAAUAGACAGCUUCAACGCAGUAUCGGUUGUAAAAAUAUUGAAAACUGUCGCAUCCUUAGGAAAAAUCGUGUUCCUCACUGCCCAUCAGCCUUCUUCACCUCUUUUCGAGCUUUUUGACAACGUUAUAUUGUUAUCGCCACAUGGGAAGGUUGUGUUUCAUGGAUCUAAGGAAAACGCUAGAAGUUUUUUCGAAGGACAAUUUUUAUUUUGUCCAAUGACCUAUAACCCAGCCGACUAUUAUAUAAAAAAUAUAGUCAUAAAAUCACCAGCAGACGAGAAAAAAGUUAAUGAUAUGAUUGAAGUAUUCAAUAAAAAUCGUCAUUCAGCAUUAAAUUUACCAGACUAUGAAUGUGAUGCACUAUUAUUGAAACAAAAAUAUGACGAAAAAAACUUUUUUUAUACCUUGGCAUGGUUAAGUUGGCGUGUAUAUAUUGAUGCGAAAAGAUACUUAUUUCAGUAUCUUACCACCUUACUAUUAAUUUUGAUAACAGCCUUUAUAAUUGGGAUAAGCUACUCAAGCACGAUCAUUAGUGGUUUUAGCGGUGUCCAAAGUAUCCAAGGAGCUCUUCUGCUGAUAGUUUCAGAAUUAAUAUUUAAUGGAAUGUACCAAGUAAUAUAUAUUUUUCCUUCUGAGAUUGAAAUAUUUAUAAAAGAAAAGAAUAUUUACGCCGCUUUGCCGUAUUUCGUUUCGAAAAUUGUAUCUUUGGUGCCAUUUGCAAUUCUUUAUUCACUAGGAUUUUUAGUUGCCUACUUUAUAUGCCUUACAUUUUUAACUGGUGGGCAUUUAUUUGUCCAAAUGUAUCUUAUCCUUUUGGGAGCAUCAGUGGGUGGUAGUACACUAGGAUUAUGUCUGUCAGCUUUGUUUCCUACUAUCGAAUCUAUGCAUCUAUUUAUAGUACCAUUGGAUCUACUAUGCCUGCUGCUUUCGGGAUUAUGGAUAAGAAUUGGAUCGCUGUCAAAAUUUUUUGCAGCAAUUAAGUACCUCUCACCAUUUUAUGUUUCUUUUGAGUCGCUAAGUAUCGUUUACUGGCUGAAAGCUGAUGAAAUGGAUCUUUGCCCAGUAACAGAAAAUGUUCCCUGUUAUCGCAAUGGAACUGCCGUUCUAGAAAAUUAUGACUUUACUCCUAGUUAUGAGAAGGUUUUUCAAAACUUGAUGUACUUGUGUUUUAUGAUAAUUUUAUAUAGUUGUAUUGGAUACAUUGCCAUUUUAAGAAAAAGGGCAAUUUACCAAAUAUAA
Ceutorhynchus assimilis (cabbage seed weevil) is the source of this 1800-nucleotide messenger RNA. The record is from the annotation of a GenBank genome assembly. Lineage: Eukaryota; Metazoa; Arthropoda; Insecta; Coleoptera; Curculionidae.